Rattus norvegicus (Norway rat) is the source of this 13229-nucleotide messenger RNA. RefSeq names its product excision repair cross-complementing rodent repair deficiency, complementation group 4-like 1 (gene Ercc4l1). Gene Ontology annotation, biological process: response to UV; DNA repair. The record is from RefSeq and is a predicted model, not a curated record. Gene Ontology annotation, molecular function: single-stranded DNA binding; DNA binding; DNA endonuclease activity. Gene Ontology annotation, cellular component: nucleus; chromosome. NCBI's taxonomy places the organism in Eukaryota, Metazoa, Chordata, Mammalia, Rodentia, Muridae.
UCGACUCGGCUCUUUCCGUCAACGCGCGGCCGCGGUCCCGGAAGGGCGCCCAUGGAGCGGGGUCUGCCGGGCGAACGCCAGAGUAUGGCGCCUCUGUUGGAGUACGAGAGGCAGCAGGUGCUGGAACUGCUCGACAGCGACGGGCUGGUGGUGUGCGCCCGCGGGCUCGGCGCCGACCGGUUACUCUACCUUUUCCUGCGGCUUCACUGCCACCCUGCCUGCCUGGUGCUGGUGCUCAACACGCAGCCUGCCGAGGAGGUGCGACCGAGGGAUGGGUGGACCGGAGGGUUUGGGGGACAUCGGAGCCGAGAUUGGUGCGGCAGGAACGUGAAGCUAUACGGCAUCCUCGUGUACAGAGCACACAGGAUCAUUGAGUCUUGCCAGGAAGCCUUCAUUCUGCGCCUCUUCCGCCAGAAAAACAAACUCGGCUUCAUCAAAGCUUUCACCGACAACGCUGUUGCCUUUGACACUGGCUUUUGUCACGUGGAAAGAGUGAUGAGGAACCUUUUCAUGAAGAAGCUCUACCUGUGGCCAAGGUUCCAUGUAGCAGUCAACUCAUUCUUGGAACAACACAAGCCUGAAGUCGUAGAGAUUCGCGUGUCCAUGACUCUGGCCAUGCUUGCCAUCCAGACAGCCAUACUGGACGUCUUAAACGCGUGUCUGAAGGAACUUAAGUACCACAACCUGUCGCUAGAAGUAGAAGACUUGUCGUUAGAAAAUGCUCUGGGGAAGCCAUUCGACAAGACAAUCUGCCAUUACUUGGACCCUUUGUGGCAUCAGCUUGGAGCCAAGACUAAAUCCUUGGUGCAGGAUUUGAAGAUACUAAGAACGUUACUGCAGUAUCUCUCUCAGUACGACUGUGUUACUUUUCUAAAUCUUCUGGAAUCUCUGAGAGCAACAGAGAAGGUGUUUGGUCAGAAUUCAGGUUGGCUUUUCCUGGAUGCUAGCACCUCCAUGUUCGUGAAUGCUCGUGCCCGAGUUUACCGUGUCCCAGAUGUCAAACUGAGCAAAAAGACCAAAACAUCGGAGAAGAUGGCAGGUACGGAAACAAAAAAAGAACUGGUCCUAGAAAGCAAUCCAAAGUGGGAGGCGCUGACUGAAGUCCUGAAAGAAAUCGAAACAGAAAAUAAGGAGAGUGAAGCCCUUGGUGGCCCAGGCCAGGUGCUGAUCUGUGCGAGCGAUGACCGCACAUGCUGCCAGCUCAGAGACUACCUGACUGCUGGCGCAGAAGCCUUCCUACUGCGGCUCUACAGGAAAACCUUCGAGAAGGACGGCAAAGCUGAAGAAGUAUGGGUAAAUUUUAGAAAGGGAGAUGGCCCAAAGAGAACUAUGAAAUCUGACAAAAGACCCAAAGAUGCCCAAAACAAAGAGCGUGCUUCCACCAAAAGGGGUGCUCUCAAAAGGAAGAAGAAGCGAGAGCUGACUCUGACGCAAGUGUUGGGGACUGCUGAGGAGCCGCCAGAGGAAGGGGCUGUGGAGGAAGACCUACACAAACAGACCGGAAGUAGCCCAGAAGUCUGCGGGGGAGAGAUUCAGCAUGAAUCAUUUGAUUUAAACGUGUCAUCUGAUGCAGCCUAUGGCAUACUGAAAGAGCCCCUGACCAUCAUCCAUCCGCUUCUGGGAUGCAGCGACCCCUAUGCCCUGACACGAGUACUGCACGAGGUGGAGCCUAGAUACGUGGUUCUGUAUGAUGCAGAGCUCACUUUUGUUCGGCAGCUGGAGAUCUACAGGGCCAGCAGGCCUGGGAAACCUCUGAGGGUUUACUUUUUUGUAUAUGGAGGCUCCACAGAAGAGCAGCGCUACCUGACUGCUCUGUGCAAAGAAAAGGAAGCGUUCGAAAAGCUCAUAAGGGAAAAAGCUAGCAUGGUUGUCCCUGAAGAACGGGAAGGCAGAGAUGAAACCAACCUGGACCUGGCAAGAGGCACAGCAGCCAUGGACACUUCCACUGACACUCGGAAAGCUGGUGGCCAGGAGCGGAACGGCACACAGCCCAGCAUCGUGGUGGACAUGCGUGAGUUUCGGAGCGAGCUCCCAUCUCUAAUCCAUCGGAGGGGCAUUGACAUAGAGCCAGUGACUCUGAAAGUGGGUGAUUACAUCCUGACACCUGAGCUGUGUGUGGAGCGCAAAAGUGUGAGCGACCUCAUUGGCUCGCUGCACAGUGGCCGCCUAUACAGCCAGUGCCUAGCCAUGUCCCGCUACUACCGGAGGCCUGUGCUACUCAUCGAGUUUGACCCGAGCAAGCCCUUCUCCCUGGCACCACGGGGUGCCUUCGUCCAGGAGAUGAGCAGCAGUGAUGUGAGCUCUAAGCUCACACUCCUCACCUUGCACUUCCCACGCCUGCGGCUGCUCUGGUGCCCCUCGCCCCAUGCCACAGCCGAGCUGUUUGAGGAGCUGAAGCAGAACAAGCCACAACCUGAUGCGGCCACAGCCAUGGCCAUCACCGAAGACUCAGAGACGCUACCUGAGUCAGACAGGUAUAACCCUGGCCCCCAAGAUUUUGUGCAAAAGAUGCCUGGGGUCAAUGCCAAGAACUGUCGCUCCCUGAUGAAUCAAGUGCAGAACAUCGCAGAGCUGGCCACCCUGUCCCUGGAGCGACUCACGGGUAUCCUGGGGCACUCGGGAAAUGCCAAGCAGCUGCAUGACUUCCUGCACACUGCCUAUGCAGACUUGGUGUCCAAAGGCAGAGUGAGAAAGUGACUGUUCUCACAGGGCUACGUAUCGUCAUUUGCAUAGCAUUCAUUCUUUCCCCAGGCAAUUAGGGCCUGGCAUUCUGUCCCCCAGGGCAUUUGUCCAGAAGCCAGGAUUUCCCCCUGGGCUCUGUGCUGAGGUGUGUGUUUACCCCCUCUUGCUGGCUCUUGCCCCUCUGUGCUCUGUCUAUGCCAUGCCUGCAGUGACCCAUUUUCAGUAAGGUGUGGUGAGAUCAUGCCCCUUGAAGCAAACACAACCCAGUUUGCUUCUCAGGCUAGUGGAAGCACGCCAUCUUGGUCCUAACACUGGCUACACAGGGCUUGGUAGGCCUGAGACACGGCUAACGAGCCGUGUUCCUAACGAGCUUCUUCACCUCCCACUCACAGAGACAAACUGGCUCACUAGUCUCCUGGUCACCAGGUAUAUGUAACAUGUACUGUGACUCGGUUGUUUAAACCAGUGUUUUUAACAGAAUUAAUUGCUUAUGGACAAGAUUUGAUGAGUUAAUAAAGGGCUCCUCAGAAUUCUUGGCUUCUAAAUGUUUGAUCUCCAAAUUCCUACUCUGAACCCAAAUAACGAGUCCAAGUGUCCCCUAGACCUCACUGACAUAAGAUACCAGUGCCAUACCAGAAGCACACCAUCUCUGCCCUGCCCGUGGUUGUGUCUUGACUGCUUCUCCUUGCCUGGGUAAGGACUGAAUGUGAGCAAGGGGGUUCAGGUGCUUUCUAAUGUGGGUUUCUCUCCUUCUUCCUAAAGGAUUGUGGGUAAAUGGAUAAAUUGGUGCAGAGAACACAAAAAUUCAGAAAAAAAAUACAUAGUUUGUUUAAAGACCCACAAACCAAUCUCAUGAUUGAUUUAGACUGGAUUUUCUGUGUUAAAGUGGGAUUCAUCGGGGUUGGGGAUUUAUCUCAGUGGUAGAGCGCUUGCCUAGCAAGCGCAAGGCCCUGGGUUCGGUCCCCAGCUCCGAAAAAAAAAAAAAAAAAAGAAAAAGAAAUGGGAUUCAUCACAUCUUCAUGUUGUUGUAAACUGCGAUACUUAAGCAUUAGCUGCUUAUGUGUUCAGUGACAGGCAGUGAGCUUUCUACCUCAAGAGCUAAUACCAUAUAAUGUCAGCCUUGCCACAUGGUUGAGUGUUCCAUCGCUGUCAGCCAUCUUUGCCUGAACUGAGGAAACAGUGGACCUUGUAACAAAACUACUGUCUCUUCCCACUUUAGCAAAGUACUCUGGACAGAACCUUAUUUGUUGGCAUCUUGAUUAUUGGGACAUUCCUUCCAGGACCCUCUCAUGGUACAGUGUGUGGAAACCGCUGUGGAGGCUUCAGUGGUGUUUGCUUAGAGCCUCUGCCUCCCCUGUGGACUUCAGACCCUCUCUAGGUGGCUCACAGCAGGACAUGUAGUGUGUAAGGACCGGUUCCACAUGUUCCUCAAUGACAGGAAAAGAGCCCGCGUGAUGUGGUUGUUCCUAUAUUCCCAGUCCUUGGUUAGUUAAACCCAAUGAUGCAGAGCCCUUCAGGAAUGGAUGUCAAGUUGAUUACUGGAGGUGUGGAAAGUGGAAAAGGUCAAGCAGUAAGCUUAUGGUGGAAAGGGGUCUGCGUUCAAUCAGGGUUAAAGGUGCCUUCUGGACCUGACAGAAAUGCCUGGUGAGUUGCACUGGACUGCGUGGUCGUUCCCAGCUCAUGACCACGGACGUGCCACUUCCACUUAUGGUAGCAGUCUCCUUCCUCCAUGUAACUCCGCCCCCCUUGUCGUUUUGUUCCAUAAAACAAAAAUCUUAGCAUAGCUCUUGCUUUGAUGGGUGUUUCAUUCAAAGUUAAAAUGUCAAAGCUCUUCUGGACAGCAUUUUAAACAAUCCUUGUAACCUAGUGCAGCUAGCAGUCUUUACCCACUGGCUUCCAAUGUCUGUCAGAUCAAGUCAGCUGUUUGCUGCGACCCCCAUUACUGGGGACUUCUGUUGCCUCACUCCUCCUCUGCUGACUUCACUUCUGCUGCUCAUUGCUGGGGUGGAAGGCUUCCGGCACAUCCAUCCGUUGUUUAGUUUUCUCAGACUUUUUUUCACACAUUUUUAGAAUCUGUUUCCCAGCAGCAUUUUGCUACCUUUGAUGUUGUUCGACAUCAUAAAUACUGAUGAGCCCCUGGGUAGCUUUUAAAAGACAUUUAAAAGGUCAGCAUUGUGUUUACCAGCUGUUUACAUAGAGCCUUGAUUACAAGACAUUAUCCUUGAAUUUACUUUCUUACUGCUCUUAAAACUAUAUGAGGUUAUAUCCUACUCGAUAGUGGCCAUCAAGGCAAGCCUGGUGGCCCUCAGCCCUAACUAAUCCCAGCUCUGGGGAGACAGAGGUAGGCAGAUCUCUGUGACUUUAAGGCUAGCCUGCUCUAUACAGUGAGUAGAGUAGAGUAUAGCUAUAUAGUAAGACCUGUCCCAAAACCAAACAAAUGUGGUGGCCGUCAGCACUGUCCCCAGUGGUCCUGACUUCCUUUGGUGAAAGCUCACUAGACUGUAGCCCCGCAGCUCACAGGGGACAGGAAAUGCUCUCUUCCAGCCCCCGGCAGGCCAGGAACUCGAGGUCUGGUUGUAGAGAUUCAGGGACUUCGUGAGGAGGGAGGCUCUGUUCUAGAGUUCCCUUUGCUUCUCCGGUGGAUUUGAUGUCACGCUACCAUGGAAAACCUGUUGAGGGAAAUUCUCCAUUAGUUUACUUUGACUUUAAAAUGUCCUCUCAAAAGAAUUUAAGAAAAAAAAAGACAGUGUGUCCAGGCUUUGACAAGAACUGUCACGUUUCUUGGUUGUUUUGCUCUCAUUUUGAUGCUAUUUCCUGUCUGAUCCUGAGCUGUGGGACACAGUUGUCCACCUUUUUCAGCAGGCACUUGGUAGUCUGCACCAUUGCGCUGUUGGAGGGCUGUUUCCGUUUGAAUGUUGUUUUCAUUUAUGGUUCCGUAAGCCAAGAUUUGAUAAAACUGGAGUAUAUUUACUUGAAAUGGGGGUGGGGGUAAUUAUUUAGCAUCUCCCUCGGCUUCCUAGGCAAAGUGAAAGUGGCAGUGCACAGUAAGAGAGUACAUGCUGCCAGCAACACGUGUGCCCUACACAGUGAAGGCGUUCAUUAUGCACAGUAGAUAGAUGGCUAAUGCAAGUUCGCUCUGAGUCAUCGCUUCUGCCUGGCUCUCAGUAACCCAUGCUCUGUGUCAUCAAUGUCCUUGGUUGUCCCCUUCCUGACAUGCUGUGACGUCUUCUUACUAAAGAAGCUGGGGAAGAAAAGCUGUUGUCCUUUGGAAAUAACAGUUGGUUGAAAAUGGUGAGUGUGUGUGGUGUCCGGGGCAUCCAAACAAAGGGUCAACCCCUGUAUUUCGGUCCUUUUAACUCACAAGUUGGAAGAGGUAAAUCGUUCCUUUGAUAGCACAGGAAUUUAUUAUUAUUUCUUAAGCAAGUUUAAUUAUACUUUGAAUUGGGUCACCACCGUGGUGUCCCCAUCACUGCCUCUGCUUUGAGUGUUCGAGCACAGCCCUUUCUAAUGCCCAGGAGACCGGUUAUUUUUCACUCCUAGUUGUACACUCCUAAUAAAGACUGGCAAACUGUUGAACCGUUUCUUCACAAUAGUGCCAUGGUGCUGCUGAUUGGCCACUCGGGCCUUAUCUCAUUUAAUCCCCAGCACAAAGCCAUGCAGGUGCACAGACCUCUGUGGUAACAAAGCUGUGACCAGAGAGCUCAAGCAGUUUGCCCAUAACUGUUAUUCAUAAAGCCAUGAUGUGAAAGCCUCAUGGUCUGACUUCAUGAAGCAUGAGUGUGGGAGUGUUCCUGGGUAGGGGCUGUUUGAGGAUGUGUGGGUGCCCAUUUUCAUGUCUAUAGUUCCAAAUACCCUAAAGGAAAGGCAGAUAGGCUUGUUUCCCAGUCAAGAUCAAGUGUGCAGACCUGCAGAGGGCAGAGAAUGCCCAGAGCCCCCCUGCCCAGCUGCCUGUUGCCUCAGACUUUGAAAGGCUAGCCAUUAUCUUACUUAGGGUUUUACUGCUGUGAACAGACACCAUGACCAAGCAACUCUUAUAAGGGACAACAUUUAACUGGGGCUGGCUUAUAGGUUCAGAAGUUCAGUCCAGUAUCAUCAAGGUAGGAGCACGGCAGCAUCCAGGCAAGUUCUACAUCUUCAUCUUCACUGGCUUCCAAGCAGCUAGGAUGAAGGUCUUAAAGCCCACACCUAACAGUGACACAUUUACUCCAACAAGGCCACACCUACUAAUAAGGCCACUCCCUUGGCCAAGCACAUACAAACCAUCACAGCCACCUUCUGCUGGUUGAUUAAGAAGAUGGUUCUGUAAUUAUAUAUAUAAAAAAAUAGAGAUUUUUCUAGCUAUGGCAACACUUGCCUGAGAUCCCAGCACAGCACUCAGGACUGAGACAGGAGGAUGGUGAAAUUCAAGGCCAGCCUGAGCUGUAUGGCAGAUUCACGUGUAGCAAGUAAUAACAGUGUUCUUGAUUCUUGCCCAGGAACAGGAAGGGUUGCUGGGCACCUCUGAGUCAGCUCUGUGUGUUGUUGAACGACUUCUGCGUAAAUAUCUAGGUCUUUGAUUUAUUUCUAACCCAGUCUUCACAUCGUCCUGAUAACCUUAUUAGUUCAAUUACAUAAUAACCAGGACUCGGUGUGGAGCAUGGUCUGGAGAGAGCUCAGCGGUUAAGAGAACUGGCUGCUCUUUCAGAGGAUACUGGUUUGGUUCCCAGCACCCACGUGGUGGCUCACAACCACCUGAAAGUUCAGUUCCAGAGGAUCCAAAUACCCUCCCCAGGCCUCUUCAACUACAUACACACAGUGCACAUAUGUUGAUUUAGACAAAACACUAAUGCAUAUAAAAUAAAUACUUUUUAUUGAAAUUGAUUCUUUUCUUAUAUAAUACAACCACAGUGUUCUCUCCACCCACUCCUCCCGGCUCCUCCUUCCUCCCUCACUCCCAGAUCCCUUUUAGAAACUCUGUUUCCGGGGCUGGGGAUUUAGCUCAGUGGUAGAGCCCUUACCUAGGAAGCGCAAGGCCCUGGGUUCGGUCCCCAGCUCCGGAAAAAAAAAGAACCAAAAAAAAAAAAAAAAAGAAACUCUGUUUCCUUUUCAGAAAAAAGUAAGCCUCCCAGAUGACAGCCAAACAUGAUAAAACAAGAUACAAUUAGACACAGCAAAAGCCCUCAGAUCAAGGCUAGAUAAGGCAACCCAACUGGAGGUAAAAGCAGGCAAAAGAGUCAGAGAUACAGCCAGUCCCAUCGUAGGAGUUAGUGUAAGUUAGUGUAUGGCCUUAACAUACAUAUGGUAAAGCGUGCUUGCCAUUUCAGUCUCUUAUAAGCCCACGUGAGCACUGCUUACUAGAUUCAGUGGGUCCUCCAUCCUCUCUGAUUCCCACAGUUUCUCCUUCCCCUACUCCACAGGGUUCCUAGAGCUCUGAGGAGGGAUGGGAUGGAGACCUCCAGUUUAGACUCUCACCGCAUGGCUGGCUGUGGGCCUCUGCCCCCACCUGCUGCCAGAGGAAGCCUCUCCAAUGACCCCUGCACAAGGCACUGAGCAUAGCAGAACAGCAUUAGGAAUCACCUCAUUGAUUUUGUGUGUUUUACAGGUUGUGUUUGGUUCUUCCCUAGAUCUCUGAGCUACCCAGAGGUUCACUUUAGUGAACAAGAGUAUUUCCUGCCCCAGUAAGAGGAUCUGAGUUCAAAUCCCCAACACCCCAGUAGCAGCUGGGCAUCACUCAGCUUGCAGCCUCAGUGUUGCUGAGUGGAGAUGUGAGUCCCAGCAAUGGUGAGUUUCAGAUCCAGUGAGAGACCCUAUCUCAAAAACAUAAGAAAGCAAUGGGAAAGCACCCAUUGUGUCUUCCCUUGGCUUCUACAGGCAAGUAUAUCAAUUUCUUUAACCUUUGGUCUGCUGUUUGUGAAUUUCACAUCAUACACCCCAAUCCCACUCACCUCUCCCUCCUUUCAUGCCCACCCUCCACCCUUGCAACCUCCCCGCACCAGAGAAAAGACCCUGUGAAAGCUGUAGUGUGUCACAGUGUGUCCCACAGUAUAGACCCUUUGGUCUACAUUCCUAUGCUUGCAUUUGUGCAUUGUGUCGGUCUGGUUCGAAGUCUCUGGCUUCUGCCUCUCUAUUAAGACUGGAACCUCAGAAAUUCUCUUGUUGCCCUGUGUCGUGAGAUCCUGUAGGAUCAGGUCCUUCUUGCACUCCAGCCAAUUCAUUGGUGAGAUAGACGGGAGUGGGCUGUCCUGCUCUCAAACCCCAGGGCUGGCUCACUGGAAAGUCCCGUCCCCAACACCCCCCUGAUACUCCCACCUCCAUCCCUGCUCCACCACCCCCAGGCAACCAGAGCCAGCCCUCCCCUGCUGCCUAGGUGAGGUACAGGACCUGCAGCCAGUGAGGGACACAGCCAGUUAUCCCAGUCUCAUUACCUAGAAGCCAGUUCUUCUGCCUGUCAUAGGUGGCCAGGGGAUGGGUGGAAGGCAGCUGGACCACCUCACAGCAGACGAGAGGCAGGGCUGUCUCUCCUGACCUCACACCCUGGACCUUCAGGCAGCUCAUCUAUAACUCCCAAAUCCAGGGCCAACUCUACUGUGCCGGCCAAGCAAGGUGCAGGACCUGUUCUCCCAAAUGCUGCAGCAAGUGAGGGCCAGCCCUCCUGCUUGCCAUCAGUGGCGCACGCGCGCGCGCUCACACAUACAAUUCUGAAAAAACUGUUUAGCUUAAUUCUUUCUGUGAAUCAUGGUUUUUGACUUUUGAAAACUACUUUUUUAUAGCAUUGCCAAACAAGCGCCCAUGACUCCCAGGGAUAAAACCUAUUUCCAGCAUUAUAUAUCGACAAGUUACACCUCGUUAAAGAAAAGAGUUUGUGGGCUUCAAAGAUAGCUCGUAGUGAAGAGCACUGGCUGCCCUUCUAGAGGACCCAGGUUCAAUUCCCCACACUAACAUGUUAGCUCAGCCAUCUGCAACUCCAUUUCAGAUCUGGCAUCUGUUCUACACCAGACACACACAUAGUACACAGACAUACAUGCAGCUGGAUCACCCACACACAUAAAACUCAACAAAAGUACAUUUUUAAAAGGAUAUAUGCUGAAUAUAUGUAAAUGUAUAUUUUAAUUGGUAUUUGAAACAUAAAUGUAUAUAUACUUUUAUAUUUAUGUAAGUAAAAUUAUAUAAAAUAUGCAUUAUUAUGUUUAUUAUAUAAAUAUAUUUGUAUAUAUUUAUAUAUAAAAUAAGCAUAUAAUAAAGUAAAUAGUAUAAAUAAAAAUAUAUUAAAAUAAAUAUACAUUUACAUAAGAUAAAGAUAGGAUGAAAAAUAAACAUUUUCAUGUUUUAGAGAGCAUGCAGAAUAUUUCAUUACAACAUUUUUAAACAUAUAUCCCAUGACACUUGGGUCAUAUUUGUGCCUCACCCAUCUUCCCUCCUCUGGAUCCUCUUGCUUCUCUCAAAUAAACCCUUCUGUUCUCAGAGUGUGGUCAUCCGUGUUCUGGAAGUAUAAUUUGGUACUAAGACAUUAUUAUAUUUAAAACCGCAUGUUAAUGCUUACUUUUAAAGAUUUAUUUGUGUGUGUGUGUGUGUGUGUGUGUGUGUGUCCACAUGUGAGUGCAGUGCCCAAGGAGAUCAGAAGGUGGCGCCUGGCAGGGGUGCUGGGGACCAAGCUCAGGCUGGAGGAGCAGUGCUGUCAAUCACUGAUCCAUCUCUGCAGCCCCAGUGGUGACAAUUUUAAGAACUAUAGUUCAUUUUCAGAUGCUUUUAAGUGCCUUCUCGGUGCAUGUGCCAGGGGAGUCUCUGUUCCCACAGAUUUGUGAGUGACAAGGAAGAACUGUGACUAGUUUCCAGGCAUCUCGACCCACUAGAGAAUGCAGCUCCCGGAGAGCUGUGGCCAAGCAAACUCCAUUCUGCUGUUAGACAAAAGGGUUCCUGGGGUUCUAGGCUACAGUAAAAAGGAGCCAGGGAGCUAGCGCAGGCCAAGGUGCUGCCACCAAGCCUAAUGACUCGUGAACACAAAUAAAUGUAAUUUCUUAAUACUUUAAAAUGGUAACCGAACGAGUCCUAAUGAAAUGUUGGCCCAGCCUGUCGAAGUCACACUGGGGCUUUGCCUGUCGUUUUGACUCCAGAAUCUGUCAGCAAGAGAGCACUUCUUGCUUAGUCAGGGCUUGUCUCCCUGUGCAGCUUUAUUUCUGGGCAGAGCUGCAUGCAGUGGCUGCUGAGGAGAGAGUGUGGGACGCAUGGCAGGGCAAGUCUGCUUUCUGCAUCUGGCAAAGAGCCCUGUUUCUGAUGUACCACACAGUCCAGGUCAUCAAGCCUCACUCAGUCCUGCAGCAACGAGAAUUCACAGGCAGAAGGCCACAGCAGAGAUGAAAGGGCUCCAGAGAUCAGAGGAAGAAGUCACAGCCACACGGGGCCAGCCAACACACAGCAACUGAGUUGGGAAAUGGCUAGGACUUGUCAGACAGAUGUAGGGGUGCACACUUGGCCCAUUGGACCAGAUUAGCACAGGAACAGGUGGGACUUGAGCUGUGCUGGUCAAAGAGCCAUGAACUGCGAAACAGGAGCCACGCGUGCUGAAGUUGCUCACAUGGCUUGAAUGCAAUGACACAAGCAUACACAGGAUGUAAACACACACACACACACACACACACACACACACACACACACACACUGAAUAAACUUGAGAAGGGGGUUGGGUAGAGAAAAAUAAAGAUGGAUUUUGCGUUUCUAGCUUGUCACACCUACAGAAAACCUUUCUGAGCCGCCUCUUCUAAAGAUCAUCAUUUGUGUUUUAUGUCACCCCUAACCUGGGAUGGAACUGGCAAGCCCCAGUAAACCACAGUGAGCUUUCUCCUGCCCGCUGCCUUGUGACAGCGCUGCUGUGUGGCUCUGUGAUCUGUGGGUGUUGGAAGGAUCAGCCUAGAACCCCUUUACAUGUGUAACCCAGCUUCAUAAUUUUACUAUUAUUACUUAAAACCUCUUUCCGAAAACAUGAAGUUGAAAUGUCCCCUGGAAACUGAAAGUCGACAUUCAGCAGCUCAGAGAGGAUUUUCAUUUUGGUGGUGCUGAGAGCACUGUAACUGGGACAGAUGGGUUGCUAUGGUGACUGGGUCUCAAAACAGAGCCUUGUGCUUCCACACAUCCACACAGCACAGUGACAUGGUCAUGACACUCAUUCUUGUUGAAGAAUCCUCAAACUCCCAUCAGGACUCAUGGAAGGGAAAUUUGGGAUCAGGGCCCAAAAAGCACUGGUUAAAAAAAUUGCAGCUUGGGCAUUUUCAAGCGGGGUCUUCUCAGCCCUCACACUCGUAAAAACUAUUGGCUCUCAGCCUGAAGCUCUGAGGGAGACUUGCAGCUUGGGGAAGGUUCAUCCUGGAAGCAACUAUGAUUAAUUGCUCCAGUGCGAACAGAGGCUGAAAACUGAGACGCAGACCACACUUGUCACAAAUAGAUGGCACGAGAGUGGGGCGGGUGAGGGUGGGGCAGAUGAGGGUGGGACUGUACUAAGGAUCCAGCGGCUGCUCUGGGGCCUCCUGCCUGGUUACUGCACACUGACGGUCACUGCUGCACUACGGGCAAGAGCCAGGGAUUGUACAUUGUGACACCAAGAAGACUCCUGUUGGUUCAGGGGGAGGCAGCGGUAGCCAGCCUGAGACGAAUAUUACUGUUUCUCUCAUAUGAAGAAUCUGGACUUCUUAAAUCAUAAAUAUAUGUGGCAUGUCAGUAGACGAGGGUGAAGACCUGUGGCGGGGAAAAGGACAGACACGAGAAGGUAAUUGAGAGUGAAUGUGAGCAAAGGAGUGUGAUAUGUAUGAAAACGCCGUGAUGAAACCUAGCAUUUUCACUAACUAAAACAAAACGAAUAGAAAUGUGCCUGUAUUUUCACGGAGAGGAACAAACACUGCCUUUGAGAAGUGCUCAAAGCCGACGUCCGCGCCCACACUGUCCUUCCGGAUCUCGACAGUAGGGGUCCUCAUUGAGUCGAGCGUCUUACAGUACGCUGGGGUUACUGGACUCAGGAUGGUGACGCUUUGGACAGGGCGUAUCUGCCUCUGGUUCUUGCCUAAGCAUGACAUGGGAAAGCGGGGUGAGGUGGGGCGAGGAAAAGAAAAGAAGAAGAUUCCUAACUUGCAGCAAAAGAAAAAGGAAAAGAUUCCUGACUCGCAGCAUGACUCAUAAUGAACAAACGGAGGGCAGGCUCGCUGCCUCUUAUCGGAGCUCCAGUACGCCCCAGGUCAAGCCUGAGUCAGACCAACAGUCCUGAGUCUGGUGGUCAGAGAGAAUUUUUCCCUUAAGGGAGAAAUGUAUUUAGAGGAAGUGGUCGGAUUUCUUAAUAUUGUCGGCAACCCCAUGUUAAACCCUGGGCUUCUAGGAGAAGUUGCAUCCCUCAAAACCAGGAAGUUUCCUGAUUGAAGAUAAAAAUUGGCCACCUCCGCAAAGACAACAAAAAUAGGUAGAAAGGGGGGCUCGGGAUUUAGCUCAGUGGUAGAGCGCUUACCUAGGAAGCGCAAGGCCCUGGGUUCGGUCCCCAGCUCCGAAAAAAAGAACCCCCCCCAAAAAAAAAAAAAAAAAAAAAAAAAGAA